Messenger RNA from Dovyalis caffra, 246 nucleotides. The record is from the annotation of a GenBank genome assembly. Lineage: Eukaryota; Viridiplantae; Streptophyta; Magnoliopsida; Malpighiales; Salicaceae.
AUGGUCCAAGCAGAAUCUGAUAAGAGAUUCCCUAAAAAUCUCAACAAACUUUCAGAAUCUGAACUGCUUACUUCAAAAACCAGCGAUCUAAAACCCAAGAGACGCACUGGCCAGAUCAGCUCCAAACUUAGUGUCCCUCAACCAAAAAUAACCACUUCGAAGAAAAGAAACAAUAACCCAGAAAUUUUAACAACUGAAGGCAACAGAAGUACAGUUUUUUACUCCCAACAAACACCAAAUUUCUAG